UCCCUUUCAGAGGAGGCAGGAGAGAGACACAGGAAACAGACAGAGGAUAAUGUGUCCAACAAUUCCUCACAACUGUCAUCUCCUCCUACUUCUCCUCACAGCUCACCUAAGAAAGGUUAUGGAAGAGCAGGUGACUACCUGUCGGACUCUGGCCACAGUGAGAUCUCCUCACGCUCCAGUCUGGUGAGCACCUCCUCCCUGGAUAUGGGACCAGAUGACCGCAGGCAUCGAUAUGGAGUAAUAGCUGGGGAGGCUCAUGGCAGUAGCCACCGGCUAGAACGCAGGGCUACUGCUGAUCCCGACCAGUACAGCUUGGGGUCCUACUCAUCAAUGCAGGACUGCCGGGGUCUGUAUGCGGGCGCCACUGUGCUGUCUUCCCCCAGUUCAGAGGAGCUUACCCAGGACCAAGGUGACCGGGUGUCUCUCGAUGCUGCUGAUUCUGGUCGUGGCAGCUGGACCUCAUGUUCCAGCGGCUCCCAUGACAACAUUCAGACCAUGCAGCAGGGGCGUAGCUGGGAGGCACUUGCAGAGGGUGCAGGGCUUUGGGGAAGCAGAGGAAGCUGGGCGUCUGCCUGCUCCUCUUCGUCCUCUGUGGCAUGUUGGGGUGAGGACUCUGAGGGAGACACAGGCACCAUCAAGCGGAGAGGAGGGAGGGAUGUGACCACAGACCCAGAGACCAGCAGCAUCACCUCCACUGGUUCAGAAGAGUCCAGACAGCAUAGUCGACGCCCCUCACCCAUCACUGCAGGCAACACCAAAGCUGUGAUCACACGGAAGGACGGUCGUUACCGGGAUCCUCCUCCCACACCGCCCGGCUACACGGCACUGAGUAUCACAGACGUAACUGAGGGUACGGCUCACUCGGGCAGGAGACCACCAGACUACACCACCGCCUUGCAGCGCUCCCGUCUUGUCACACAUUCCCCCGACUCCCACCACCCCCCAGCUGCGGGAAAACCCACCCAUUCGCUGGACCCCCGUGGCCGAGACGAGGAGGAGCCAGAGGAGGUGGAAGAGGAGGAGGAUGAACAGGUGUCUGCUGUUUGAAAAGGGGGCGACACUGGCUGCACUGCUGCAUUAACUGAUGGCCCAUAUGGGGCAUUCACGGGUCCGACAGACAGACCAUCCAGUCUACAUUUUGACGGCACUGCCUCUCUCCCUCCUCAAUGAUGAAUUCAUCUCCCUGCCCUGCCUUAAUGCAUCAUGGGGGGUUUAACGCCCUGCAUGCUAAGAAAUACUGUGAAGAAAGAAGGUGUGCAAAAAAAUAACUUAUUUGGCACUUUGGAGAAUGGAAAAAUGUACUGAACUGAAACUCGAACGAAGCGCUUUAACAUUCAUACACACACACAAACACUCACACACACACAAAACUACUGUUAACGGUUAUCUUUAAACAUUUCCUUCUGCUUAAAGGACACAUGAACGUUAGUAGUUCCCCUCAGCACUUUUUAACUGUUUUUAAGGGGUAAAAUGAUCCACACAAUCAACAUUUCAGCCACUGGAUUCUGGACAUGCAGUUUGGAUGCCACAGAAGGCUUGACUAUAACUUAACUCCACUCCUUUUCACUUCAGUCCUCACGAAAACACGCAUAUCUGUGUGGUUCAAUAUAGCAGUAUUAUAUUUGCAGGAGCACCACUUGAAGGACAUCUCUUCUGCUGGAUGACUACAAAUGGAGUUCACUUUGACUCCUGACAUACGUAGCACAGCGAUUUAAUACGGAAGGCGCUUUGUGAGAGGAAAUGAUGCUAAGUGAAGCCUUAGUGAGUGAUUUUAUUGUUUUUUUUUUAAGCUGCAGUGGGUUUGAGAGCUGUAAGAAAACAUCAAGUUUGGUCAAAGGCCUCAUAAAAAAAACAUGAAAUUACAUAAAUUUACAUCUGUUGGUAAUCGAAGAGACAAAGUCCAUAAAAGUGAAUCAGUUCUGCUGCAAGAAGCUUUUAGUGAUGAAGAGGAAGUGUACAUGCUCAUCUUUGAUAUGACGCAGGUGGUUUUAUCAGUUCAGUGCCUCUCCAGCUUCAAAAGCAUUUGUUGUGGCACAACUUCAAGCCCCCUAUUGGUUAAAGUGAGAACUGCAGGCGACUCAAGCAAAUGGGGACGUUUUAUUCGGGUGCUACUUUCUUCCUCUCAUUCUGUGAAACCAUUAAGGCGGUGUGUGAAAGAUGGUGGCUUCUGUGUUAUUUUUUCUUUACGGUGGAUCAAGUCAUGCAUGUUUCUCCUGGAGCGGGCCUUGAACUAACUACCACUGCUGCACAACAGCUUUCACAAUCAUUCACAGGAACUGAACUGAUAUGUGCUUUUACACAAACCCACCCGGAGUCCACCAGUCAGAGCAGAACUGAACCGAUGGGAGCACGUCACUUUUAUUCUUUCAUUUUAAUCACUGAGUUAAGCUGAUCACAUUGAUCAGUAUAGUUAGAAACGAUAGACUGAAGAAGAAAAAAGUUUGCAGUGUUUUCCACUGUACCCUGUAACAUCACUACUUCAAUGUUGCUUUCUCUAGUUGCUUUGUUUGUUCGUUCGUUCGUUUGUUUGUUCGUUUGUAGGUUUUUGGCUCCCACACAACUUUUUUUUUUUUUUUUUUUUUUUUUUUUUAAUGGUUGCGGAUACAGUUGUUCACGUUCACGUUCACGUUUUGGCAAGCCAAAAUGAGUCACUUGUUUUUCAAAAUAAGUUGCACAAAUUGUACAAGCAUAAAUACAACAAGGUAAAUAGUAGUAGGUAGCUGUUCUGCUACUCUGUUCGAUAUGUGAUGUUUAGUGAGACGUGUACAUUUAGCUGGUGAAUAUUAUCUCUUUUUUGACUACUUUUACCUGUACGUCUUUUACAAAGACAAUUGGUGGAGUAUGUAUUUGUUCUUUUGUUUUUUUGUUUUUUUGCCUUUCUUUUUUUUUUUUUUUUUGUAUUUUUAAUACAAUAAUUGUAAAUAUUGGUUAUAUUUUUGUUGAAUUGUAGAAAUGUAUGAUGUUUAUGCCUCAACAUCCAGUUUAUAUGAAGCUGGUAAUCAAUAAAUUCGACAAAAAUCAAUCAACUUAUAGUUUUUAAAUGCUAUUAUUAUUAUUAUUAUUAUUAUUAUUAUUAUUAUUAUUAUUAUUAUUAUUGCUCUUCUUAUGUUGAUUCUGCAUUAAGGAUUUUGUUUUCAAACAUUGUUUUAAAUGGCCUUUGUCACCAUCUAGUGUUUGCACAAGAUAAGACAUGGAAGUAACUUGAAAUGUGUAUCUCAUACUUUUCUAACUGACAAAUGUAUGUUGGGGUUAAUAAAAGACAUCCGUAUCGUA
Messenger RNA from Carassius gibelio (silver crucian carp), 3273 nucleotides. RefSeq names its product rap guanine nucleotide exchange factor 2-like. The record is from RefSeq and is a predicted model, not a curated record. The coding region runs from base 205 to 1047 and encodes 280 amino acids. The transcript is spliced from 5 exons. NCBI's taxonomy places the organism in Eukaryota, Metazoa, Chordata, Actinopteri, Cypriniformes, Cyprinidae.